AUGAUGCGUCGUUCCCUCUUUCAGGGAGUUUACACCCUUUGUUUGCGUGGCACCGCGCGGUCGUACACGGACGCCAGAACAAUUCGUAAACCGUGCCAAUUCGAUCAGAUAGUCGACGCCCAGAAUGAAAAAUACAUAGAGGGCAUGUUAAAACAGUAUGAGAGGGAUCCCACGUUAGUGGCGCCAAGUUGGGUUCCGGUGCUGGAGAAUCUGGGAAAGGCGCCUCUUGAAAUGCCUCUUGUGUCCAAUUUUCAUCGUCCCACCUCGGUAGAGACGCUGACAGAAAGAGAGCGACUUCAAAACAUGAGUCUCUCAUGGAUGAUUCUGGCAUACGAAAAGAAUGGACAUUACAUCGCGAAUACAAACCCCCUCAAAUACGUAGAUGGAGUAGAGUCGCAGGUUUUUCAUCCAUCAACUCUGGAUCCGUCAAGUUUUGGUUUUACGGAGGAAGACCUUGAGCGGGUGUUUUAUGUCAACUUUGGAUGCGAUUUUGAGGCCAUAUUUGUGAGCGGAGAUACAGGGCGGAAAUUAAAAGAAAUUGUGGCGCAGUUGCGUCGCAUGUACUGUGGCUCCAUUGGAUUUGAAUUUAUGUCCUCUGGUUAUUUUGACCUUCGUAACUGGUUUCGUCAUCAAAUUCUGAAUACUUUGAAUCCACUUGAACGGCAAGAUCGUCUUGCCAUAUUUGAUGAUGUUGUGCGCAGCUGUGGAUUUGAGCAUUUUUUAAACAUGAAGUACGGAAAUCAGCAGCGUUUUGGCCUUGAUGGUGGAGAAGCACUGAUUCCAGCCAUGAGGGCGAUAAUACAAACGGCAAAUGACAAUGAA
Trypanosoma cruzi is the source of this 822-nucleotide messenger RNA. RefSeq names its product 2-oxoglutarate dehydrogenase subunit, putative. Gene Ontology annotation, biological process: tricarboxylic acid cycle. Gene Ontology annotation, cellular component: oxoglutarate dehydrogenase complex; mitochondrion. The record is from RefSeq and is a predicted model, not a curated record. The annotation marks the transcript as partial. Gene Ontology annotation, molecular function: oxoglutarate dehydrogenase (succinyl-transferring) activity; thiamine pyrophosphate binding. NCBI's taxonomy places the organism in Eukaryota, Euglenozoa, Kinetoplastea, Trypanosomatida, Trypanosomatidae. The transcript has a single exon.